Molecule: messenger RNA, 1191 nt
Organism: Aspergillus mulundensis
Lineage: Eukaryota; Fungi; Ascomycota; Eurotiomycetes; Eurotiales; Aspergillaceae
Product: DUF1996 domain-containing protein
Exons: 1
Coding region: 1-1191 (396 amino acids)
Source: RefSeq, a predicted model, not a curated record
AUGCGUUCUCUCCUUUCCAUCCUGGCCGGCGCCAGUCUCGCUGCUGCCUGGACCGAGCUUAGCCAUGCUCCGUUCAUGAACAAGAACAUCGACGCCAUUGUCCAGCCAGGCGCCUACACCUCGCACAUGCAUACCUUCUUCGGCAGCGACGCCAUCACCAACGUCCUUCCAACCUCCGCUGACCUCCAGACCGGCUGCUACACUGGCGAUAACCCGAACGACCUCUCUGUCUACUGUGCGUCCUUCACUCCUCCCACUCUCUCUACUCAACUUUCCCACUCACAGCUCACAUCUGCAACAGGGGUCCCCACCCUCUACCACGUCGACGGCGACACAUACACCGAAGUCCCCAUCUUCAAGUUCAGCACCUACUACACAAACGCCUUCGCCACAAGCCCAAUCCCCCAAGACUUCGCCAUGCUCUCCGGCAACGCCUCCGCCACGACCCAGGCCGAGGCAGACAACCCCUACAACAACAUGGAAUGGUUCUGCGAGGGCUCCGACGCCCGCGAAUCCAACGUCGCCCAGAUGCCCUCCUCCACCUGCGACCAGCAUCUCCAGGUCAACCUCGUGUUCCCGCAGUGCGUCAAUCCAGAUGACCACAGCGACUACGACUUCGCCGACGACAGCCAAGCCUGCCCGGAGGGGAUGGUCUCCAUCCCACAACUGCGCUACCGCGUCCUCUACGACACGAGAUCCGUGGCCCCAUCCGGCUGGAGCGGCGCCGCCCCGUUCCUGCUCUCGUGCAGCGAUACCCUCGGCGCCGGCUACUGCUUCCACGGCGACUUUGUCAACGGCUGGUAUGAGGAUGCGGCGGAGAACAUGCUGGCCAACGGCGGAGGCGGCUACACCGAUGGCCAGUUCGUCGCGGGCUCGCAUGGCGAUUCUGCUGUUGAGGCGACGUGCACUGCUGCAGACCAGGACCCGGGGAAUGGGACGAGCGAUUACCUUGCUAGUCUUGAGAUGAUGGCUGGGGGUGCGGCUGGGGACGAGACUCCCACUCCUACUGCAGCCCUAUCCACGCCAGCGGCUACUGUCCCGGCAAUGACCACGACCACGACCACGACCACCCCCAAGCCGUCGGCUACACAGGCUCCCGACUCGCGGCGCAGGCAGAAGCACAGGACCGGGAUGCAGCUUGGACAGCAGGGCAAGCGCAGCAUCGGUCGGGAAUCGAAGGCCAGGCUGUGA